Dissoconium aciculare CBS 342.82 is the source of this 1573-nucleotide messenger RNA. RefSeq lists its product as uncharacterized. Bases 116 to 1168 code for a protein of 350 amino acids. The record is from RefSeq and is a predicted model, not a curated record. NCBI's taxonomy places the organism in Eukaryota, Fungi, Ascomycota, Dothideomycetes, Mycosphaerellales, Dissoconiaceae. The transcript has a single exon.
CGGAAGACAGUGCUGCUCAUCUCUCAUUCUUAUAUGAUGCGGCGUCACACUCACGUUAUUCUAAGAUGCAGAGCUCUGUCAAGCCCUGCACUUCUGCCGUCACGCGUGCAACACAAUGGCCAGCGCCUUCGUCUCCAAAAGUCGGCGGGUCCGAUUUGAUCUGACCUUGCGUAUUCUCGACCUCAAUAACGUGCCGCUGGUUGCCGGCACCAGUUUCAUCAAAUGGCACUUGCCUUCGUCCAUUGCAGCCGAGCACCGCGGUCGAACACACAGAUGCGCAAUUAGGGACCAUCGUGUGCAAUACGACUAUGUCAAGCAAAUACCUGUACGUUUAAUCGUGGGCAAGGAUGGAGUGCUGCAAGAAUGCAUCAUCGAAUUCGAGGUGCUACAAGAAUACUCAUCCGGCGGUCGCGGAGAACGGAUUGAUCUUGGUGUGAUUCGGAUCAACCUCGCCGAGUAUGUAGACAUUGCAGACCUGCAUAGUCCGACCAGUCCUGUCGACCAGGAAGCGGCCGAAGAAGGUGUCACUCGCCGUUACCUGAUGCAGGACAGCAAGAUCAACAGCACGUUGAAGAUUGGUCUUUCGAUGAAGCAAACAGAUGGGACUAGAGACUUCAGGACACCACAGCUGCGCACCGCGCCAGUGUUUGGCGGCAUUGCGGGCAUCAUUUCAUCGUCAGAACCAGUGCCAAAUACGCACGGCAUCGGCUCCGGGACCACGAGCGAUGGCGCACGCGACGCUCAUGAUGCAGUGCCCUCCCUGAGCACAUCGCGUAAAGAGCUCGGCGAAUUGCAGGACAUGUACCGACGCACGCUCGCGGCGCACUGGGCUGGCGCGCCCGGCGAACUCCGCGCCGACGAAUGCAUUGAGGACAUUUUCGCGGGCGGCGACGGCUGGGGCAAAAAUGGCCGCCCUUCGUCAUCCCUUCAUGCCCACUCGAGCUCGUCGGGCACGUCUACGCCUCGCGCAGGCCAUGAUGCGGUGGCGCGCGAACACUCAUCGAAUGGGCAUGGCGCUCGCACGCCGAUGCUGAACUUUCAACCCCAUAACUUUCGCGGAUUUGACGACAAGGCUCUCUCCUCACGUAGAGGCGCCGCCGAAAUUAGUGAGUUGGACGUUCAAGAUGAUCUAUGCUCGUGGCGGAUAGGUGAGCGUGCGGCUGCGUGAUUGGGCCUUCGAAGAUGAUUAUGUUCUCCUUGCUGGAAUGGUCUUUACAAAGAGCCAUGCCACCACAGUCCGAGGAGUCACGGGAAGACAGCCUCAUGCGCGGGAAAGAGAUCAUCCACCAUCAUCGACAUCAGUAAGACAGCAGUGAGCAUGACAGGAAUAGCGUGCAACCAGAGAUGUCACCGCCUCCAUGACGGAGCAAUCGCAACACAUAUCAGAUGCAACAGCGAGAGGAUGUUUCAUCAGGGGUGAAGCUGCUCAACGGCCCUCUCUAGCACGAAACGAAAUGACAGACAGGGAGCGAAAGAUGUUGCGCAACGACGGAAAUGAUGCCACGAUAUGGAUCGUAGUAAGAAACUAGAUUGAGUGCGAAUCAAAUCAAAAGUCACAUAAUUUUUGACCGGG